AUGAGGCCUAAGAAAAAGGCCAAAUCUGAUAGGCCAGUGAGAGUUGGGCCUCCUGCUACACCUUCUAAAGGGCGCUCUGUGGACACUGUAGUAGACGCCAUCCUGGCAAGCUCUACACACUCCUAUGUAGCUAGCACUGUGUCUGAAACUUUAGGGAUUUUGGUUGAGGAUAUUUCUAGUGAGAUGACUAUUGUGAGUCCUUUGGGGCAAUCCAUUCAAGUUAGUAAAUUAUAUAGAGACUUUUCAUUAGAGGUUCAAGGGACAGUAUUUCGGGCUGAUCUGAUGGAGCUUCCGUUUGGGGAGUUCGAUUUGAUAUUGAGGAUGGAUUGGUUGGUAAAGCACAGAAGGAAAAGUUGGUUCAAAAAUAGUGUGAGGCAUUCUUGGCCUAUGUUAGUAUUUCUGAUUCUUGAGACUCUUACAGUGAGGAAUUUUCCACAUGUGUUUCCUGAGAAGUUACUGGGGUUACCUUCGAGUCGUGACGUGGAGUUUGGGAUUGAGCUAUUUUCUGGCAUAGCUCCGGUGUCUAUCGUCCCUUACUGA
Messenger RNA from Gossypium arboreum, 540 nucleotides. RefSeq lists its product as uncharacterized. The transcript is spliced from 3 exons. NCBI's taxonomy places the organism in Eukaryota, Viridiplantae, Streptophyta, Magnoliopsida, Malvales, Malvaceae. The record is from RefSeq and is a predicted model, not a curated record. Bases 1 to 540 code for a protein of 179 amino acids.